UCAAUUACCUUCCUUAUGUACAAUGCAUUCUUUUGCUUUGGUGUCAACUUUGCUCACUGCUCUUGCAGCAGUGGCCAGUGGAUCAUUCCUAUCACUUCGAAGAGAAUUAUCGCUAUGCCUCUGUGAAGACGAAGCCUGGGAUAUCACCAGGCGAUGGCUCGGCAUAUUCUCAACCCCCGGCGUUUCUAGCAAGGCGGAGCUGGCCACAAUCGUCUCUCAAAACCUCACAAGCUACGACGACACAUUCGGUCCUCCGACUAUCGGUAUAGAUCAACUCUGGGCCGCCCUCACAGCAGGCGGCAACGCCACAACAGCCAACGUGACGCAGGCGCCCAACUUCCUGCUUCAUACUUGCGAUCAGAUUGCGUACAACUGGCAGUACACAGCCGUGACAACAGGCUAUAACUCAACGGUACCGGUGGGAACUCCAGUUACUUUUGCCGGGAAUGAUAUCAUACGAGUGGAUCUUGCGACCAGGCUGGUGUCGAAAGCCACGUCAGCUGGCAACUGGAUUCUGCUCGCUCGCCAACUGGGGGAUUCAUGUAAUGUUUGAUGAAAAUCCUGCUAUCGGCCUGAGAGUACUUUCUUUCUCUAUCAAACGGCCCUUCCAUGUUCUGAGAGACCGAGCCUAUUUUCGUCGCACUUAGACUUGAAAUUCAAGUAAUCUUGCAAAACGACAAACCUUUCAUCUUAUCAAGAUUAAAAAAAAAACGGACCUG
Molecule: messenger RNA, 719 nt
Organism: Colletotrichum phormii
Lineage: Eukaryota; Fungi; Ascomycota; Sordariomycetes; Glomerellales; Glomerellaceae
Exons: 2
Coding region: 23-553 (176 amino acids)
Source: RefSeq, a predicted model, not a curated record